ACCAACUACCAAAGUGUACACUUGUGCAAUUGCAAAUUACAAAAUCAGAAAUCAGAAUAGAGAAAGUGGGGAAGAACACAACAGAUUUCGAAGAUGGGCUAGAUUUGAAGCCCAAAAAGGAAUGUGAGAGAGGAAAAAUUCAAAGGUAGAAGAAGGGCGGAUUCCGAGAAUGGGGCGGCAAUUGGGGAGCAUAUGUAAACUAAUACCAGAACAAACACCAACACAACCGCAUUCUCUUCCUACAUCAUAAAUCAUAAUUCAUCAUAAUCCAAAUUCACGAAAACAAACAAAAGAGAAUAUUUGUCGGAAAAAAAGACAGGAUGAAUGAUGGAGAUGUAUCGAAGCAGAUUCAGCAGAUGGUGACGUUUAUUCACCAGGAGGCAGAGGAGAAAGCCAACGAAAUAUCUGUCUGUGCUGAAGAGGAAUUCAACAUUGAGAAGCUACAAUUAGUGGAAGCUGAGAAGAAGAAGAUUCGUCAAGAAUAUGAGCGCAAGGCCAAACAGGUUCAAGUUCGCAAAAAGAUUGAGUAUUCGAUGCAGCUAAAUGCUUCGCGCAUAAAGUUCCUACAGGCGCAAGAUGAUAUUGUCAAUGCCAUGAAGGAAACAGCUUCCAAGGAGCUUCUUCGUGUUUCUGAUGACCAGAAUGCUUACACCUACAAGAAGCUUCUCCAAGCUUUUUCUGAUGACAAGAACGCCUACAACUACAAGAAGCUUCUUCAAGCCCUCAUUGUUCAGAGCUUGCUACGCUUGAAGGAAUCAUCUGUAUUGUUACGUUGCAGAGAGAUGGACAAGAAAGUGGUUGAGUCUGUUCUGGAGGAUUCAAAACGAGAAUAUGUUGAAAAGGCUAAUUUACGUGCACCUGCUAUUACCAUUGAUAAGGUCUAUCUCCCUCCACCUCCCUCUGGUUCAGAACAGCAUGGUCCCUCAUGCUCGGGAGGAGUGGUGAUAGCUUCUCAGGAUGGAAAGAUAGUUUGCGAAAAUACUUUGGAUGCACGUCUAGAUGUGGCAUUUCGGCAGAAGUUGCCUCAGAUACGCAAGCACCUUUUCGGAUAGUAUCCAUGUUGUGGUGCUGGUGAACAGGAAGUACAUUGUUAUCAAGCGUCCAUCAAACAGACGAAUAUAGAGUCAUUGCUUAAUGCUUACGUAGAAGUAUGAAAAAACCUGAUCUCUGGUUUGAAUCAUUAUUAGGAAUAAAAUGAGUGCUUUUUUUAGAUCGUGAUAACUCUUUGAAAAGCAUGGAGUGCUUGUUUUCCUCCUUUUGCAGUUGGGGAGGUGGAGUUGGAAGAAGAAGAGCUUGGAAUUAUAUUGGAGAUGUAAUAAUUUGAACAAAUAUAUAUACUUUUUGUUUCAUCUAUAGAAAGUUUGAACUUCAAAGCA
Messenger RNA from Beta vulgaris subsp. vulgaris (sugar beet), 1376 nucleotides. RefSeq names its product V-type proton ATPase subunit E2. The transcript has 6 exons. The coding region runs from base 321 to 1052 and encodes 243 amino acids. The record is from RefSeq and is a predicted model, not a curated record. Gene Ontology annotation, biological process: proton transmembrane transport. Gene Ontology annotation, molecular function: proton-transporting ATPase activity, rotational mechanism. Gene Ontology annotation, cellular component: proton-transporting two-sector ATPase complex, catalytic domain. Lineage: Eukaryota; Viridiplantae; Streptophyta; Magnoliopsida; Caryophyllales; Amaranthaceae.